Messenger RNA from Brassica napus (rape), 1203 nucleotides. RefSeq names its product probable polygalacturonase At3g15720. Gene Ontology annotation, molecular function: polygalacturonase activity. The transcript has 10 exons. Bases 1 to 1203 code for a protein of 400 amino acids. Gene Ontology annotation, biological process: carbohydrate metabolic process. Lineage: Eukaryota; Viridiplantae; Streptophyta; Magnoliopsida; Brassicales; Brassicaceae. The record is from RefSeq and is a predicted model, not a curated record.
AUGAAAUCAUCGUAUCAUCCUCACAUAAUGGAAAUUAUAGUACGUGUUGUGUUUGUGUUGACGUUAGUCAAUUUUGGAUUUUUAAAUGGCCAAGUCUAUGAUGUCCUUAAAUUUGGUGCUAAGGGAGAUGGUACUACCGAUGAUUCAGAGGCGUUUGUAGAAGCAUGGAAAGCUAUGUGCAGUAGUGGUGGGAGUAAUAAAACCCUCCUUGUUCCUUCAGAUAAUACCUUUUUACUACAACCUCUAGUGUUUCAAGGUCCUUGUAACUCUCCAUCUGUACAAGUUCAGUUGGAAGGAAAGAUUGUCGCCCCUCUUAACAAAGCAGUAUGGUCAGACUUUAAGUCAUACGAGUGGGUCAGUUUUAAUAAAAUCAUCGGUCUAACGGUCCUUGGUUCAGGAACAAUCAAUGGACGUGGUUCAUCUUUCUGGGAGGCCAAUAUGCCAGCUUCUAAACGCCCUACUCAAUUGCAUUUUCAAGGAUGCAAUAAUCUUGAAAUAAAUGGAAUAACCUCAUUCGAUAGCCCGAGAAACCAUAUCUCACUCACCGACUGCAGACAAGUGAAAAUCACGCAAAUAAAACUUAUUGCGCCUGGUGAUAGUCCUAACACCGAUGGAAUUGAUAUUUCAACAUCAACUGAUGUAGAAAUAUAUGACACCAUCGUUGGAACUGGAGAUGAUUGUGUAGCUUUAAACAGUGGAAGUAUAAAUAUCAGCAUCGCAAGGAUGCGAUGUGGUCCUGGACAUGGAAUAAGUGUGGGAAGUUUAGGAAAAGAUGGAGAAGAAUCUAUAGUUGAGAACGUCCAAGUGACCAACUGCACUUUCAAUGACACGAACAAUGGAGCGAGAAUUAAGACAUGGCCGAAUGGAAAAGGAUACGCAAGGAAUAUUGUUUUCAUGGAUAUUAUGCUCACUGAAACCAAAAAUCCAAUUAUAAUCGAUCAACAGUAUAUAGACAAGGGACGUAUCGACGUAGAGGAAUCAUCAGCUGUGGCGAUUAGCAACGUGACAUUCACGGAUUUUCAUGGAACGUCCCGACAAGAUGAGAUUAUAAAGAUAGAUUGCAGCGAAGUCACAUGUUGCAAAGAUAUCGUUCUAGAUAGAAUUAAUAUUACUACGGUCGACGGAAAUAAGCCAAUAGUUGAAUGCAGUAACGCGUAUGGAAAUUCAACCAAUGCUUAUGAUGGUUGCUUGAAGACUCAGUAA